Molecule: messenger RNA, 1403 nt
Organism: Oryza brachyantha (malo sina)
Lineage: Eukaryota; Viridiplantae; Streptophyta; Magnoliopsida; Poales; Poaceae
Product: protein FD-like
Exons: 2
Coding region: 83-658 (191 amino acids)
Biological process (GO): positive regulation of DNA-templated transcription
Cellular component (GO): nucleus
Molecular function (GO): DNA-binding transcription factor activity
Source: RefSeq, a predicted model, not a curated record
CAGCUGAGCUGAGCUCGCUUGCUUGUUGGCUCAAAAGAGGUAAAGAAACCGACCGCGGCGAGAUCCUCCGGUGGGCGGCGGCAUGGCGAUGGAGGACAACGAGGACAUGUGGGCGAACACGUCCAGCCCCAGCGCGUCGCCGCCGGGGCCGACGGCGGGGGAGGGGGGGUUCAUCUCCACAGCGCUCAGCCUCAACUCGACGCACCUCCACGGCCUCCUCUCCUCGUCCUUCGUCGCCGCCGACCCCCCGUCCCACGCCGGCAGCAACAACGACGACAGCAGCGGCUACCGCAAUGCCGCGCCGACGUCGUCCUUCUUCUCCCCCGCCUCGUACCACUACCACGGCCACCCCCUCGCUCCUCCCCCCGCGCCGCUCGACGCCGCCCGCCGCGCGUUCGAGCUCAACAUGUGCGCCGCCGGCGCCGGCGCCCCCGCCGCCGGGGACCGCCGCAAGAAGCGGAUGAUCAAGAACCGCGAGUCCGCGGCGAGGUCCCGCGCGCGCAAGCAGGCCCGCGUCAACAACCUGGAGGCCGAGGUGGAGCAGCUCAAGCAGGAGAACAAGAUGCUCCGCGUCAAGUACGAGCAGCUGAGGAAGACGGUGGAGGUACCCGUGCCGGUGAGGAGGACUCUGCAGAGGGUGCUCUCCGCGCCAUUCUGAUCCCUCCUCUUCUUCUUGCUCCUCCAGACACCAGAGGAGACAGAGCAUUCAUGGUCUCCUCCUCCUGCUGCUGCUAUCUGAUGAUCUUGCACUUGUUUUUUUGAGAUGGUGGCAGAUAAUUAGUAGAGAAUAGCGAUAAGCGAGUACUUAAUUACUGCCACCACCCACCACCACCACUUCUCACAUAGCUUGCGUUGCUGUGAUGCUUAAUUAGCAGGUAAUCCAGCCAUGUACAUUCAGGUGGACCUUAGCUACUACUGCUGGGUUAUUACUACUUAAUUAGACAAGUGGCAGCGUUAAGCUGAAGCUUUAGUUAGCUUUGCAACACUUGGCUUAAUUAAUCUGUGCAGUGGCAGUUGCUGGCAUGUUGCAUUAUUGUCAAGUCUCCCAGGGGGAGGCCAUAGCUGCUGCAGUGCUUGCCUUGCUCUGUUUUGGUGUGUUAGGCUUUCUAUGGUGGUAGUUGUAGUAGUAGUAAUGGCCUACAGCUUGUCUCAUGGUAUCAGGCAGAAAGAUGAGCUGCUUGUACAAAUUUGGUAACUAUUGCUUCAUGGAACAAUGACAUUUUGGGCCUGAGGAAAAGGGAAAGAAGAGUCCUCUUCCAUAGCUAUAUGUUUCGUAUGGGUUCAUGUCGAUGGGUUGGAGAUUGGGGUUUUCUUCUGAUCUCCCUUUUGUUGUGCAAUGUGAUCUUGAUGUGUUAGCUGCCAUGUCGCUUUCGUUUCAUCUACCUGAUUACUGAAAUGUUAAA